UCGCACCAAAUCAAGUAUGAAUAUAUCAUUGAUAGUUUGAUACGAUCCUCAAAUUUUAUUUAAUUACUUUACAUGGAUACGAAAAAACUCAUAUCCUCAUUUCAACGUGUUGGUCUCGUCGAGCCGGUAGCUAGCUAGCUAUCGAUCAAGAACUAUAAUUGACGAUUCUGAUUGACCGAUGUUUAUCAAAAUACAUCCAAUGACCAGGGGCGCGAGAGAGCCAGGGGGUUGGCACCCAAAUUUUUUUUUUGUUGUUGAAAAAAACGAUUAUCCAAUUUCGGUAGUAGUUGCGUAUGGAUAAAUAUUUUUUUAAUAUAAGUGGUAGACUAGUUGAUUUGAAUUUAGGACACUACUAUUAUUUGUAAACUUGCUUUCCAUUAUACGAAAACUCAGCCUUUAAGCGGUCGUUUGCUUAGUGGAUUUGAAAAAUGAAGGUUUUGGUAAAACUUGGGUUUUGUAAAACCAUGAAUAUAUAAGGGUUUUGGGUCCAUCAUGGACUUGAAAAAUAUCAUUGUUUGUUUCAUAGAUUUCAUGAAGGAAUUGGCUAAUUAGAUUUGUAUGUAUGAAGUGAAAUUUACCUUUAUCGCCCUCAUUGGUAUGAGAAGAAGAGAAAUGAAAUAGGAGGGGUAGUUUGGUCUUAAAUGAUGGACUUCAAAAUCCAUUAUCAAUUUCCACCUAAAUAGGUGGAACUUUCAAGUCCAUGGGAUCCACGGAUUUGAACCCUUAAAGUUCGUGGGACCCACAGAUAUGUUGCCCCUAAGAUGGAGCAUAUAUGGAUGGACAAGAAGGGGAAUGCGAUUAAGUUAUAGCAUGUACUUGUGUGUUAUUCAUUGCAUUCGUACGUACAGAAAGGGAUAGAAGGUGGUGGGGGAGUUGUGAGCUAUAAUAGCAGCUAGCUACUAUUAAACAACGCGUAAGUACGUACUUGGUUCGUUCAUUCAUUCCAUGAGUUCGCCAAUUGAUUGCGGCCGGCAGGGACCUCUAGCAGGGCGACACCGGCCCUUUUGUUUACCUGAAAAAAACACGAACAUGAUACAUAUACGACUUUAUGAGAGUCCAUUUUCAAGAGUAAUUAAUAUGGAGGGUUCUAGGGAGAGGGCCAAAUUAAACCACGCUUUUUGUUGGAGUUGCUUUUCCAAACCCUAGCCACACAUCCACCCCAUUUGGAUCCUUCGUCGUUGCAGCCGAAACCGCCAAUGUCGUUCGGCCACCCAACCAAUGUCGCCACAGCCACCAAGGGCCAAACACAUGGGGAUUGAUUCCCACAUACCCUGGAAGCAAGGACGAGGAAGAGAAACUCCCACCAACCUAUCCCGAGAUAGCUGACUUCCACCUCCCGUCGAUCGAACUCUGGGACAACAUCAUCCGACUGGUCGUUGAUGAAAGAAUCGGUGGGAAGGUACGGCUGACUUUAAGUGUUAUUAUACUAUUUUCCUUCAUCGAAGCAAUUCUUCGGUGUUGUGAGUUGAAGCUUCAAGGUGUGUGCUAUUAGGGGAUGCUAAGGUGGUCGUUCAGAAGGCUCUUUUUGCGAGUGCACAAGAUAGUAGGGGUGGGGGGUGUGCUCAGGGAGGUUCAGGAUCUGCUUUCGGGUCAGGCAGAUGGUGUAGUCCAAUUUGUCGAUAGUGAGAACAAUAGGGUAGCUCAUAUUCAGGGCCGGCCAAGAGGGUGUGCCGGCCCGCCCUCCGACACAACGCCUCUGAAUAUUUGGGACCUCCACUGAGAUUCGUUAGUUAUCGAUCGAAUAUUGCAGAUUGUUUUUUUAGUGUGUGAUUGAUAGAUUAUGAAUAUGACGACGAAUUUAAUAGAUAAUUUUAGCUAUUAUAACAAUUGAAAAGGAUCUCAUGGAGAAUACGAAAAUCGGAGAGAUAAUAGAUAAUUUUAAUUUAAACAAUAAAGAAAGAUAUUACAUUUUGAAUAAUGAUAUUAUAAUAAUUUUAGUUAAAAGUCAAUUUGGAUAAUGUCUCAAUUUUAGAAUGGGGCCUACACGAUUCAUUAGAUAGACCCGCACCCACCUCUCGAUCAAUUUAUAUUAUUUUCAUUUCUCCAUUCAAUUUUUGUUCUAUAUCCAUUUUCUGUUCCCUCCAGAUUUACUUUUCUCCCUCCAUACUAGGAGUGAGAAUUUGGUCUUGGUUUAUUGGUCAAACAGGAAGUGAGAUUGUUUAUUCAUUUUGAAAUCAUUUUCUGAACUUAUGUACUUUAUACUUAUUUAACAAAUUUUAUUUUUAAUAAAUUUAUUGAGAAAAAAAUUAGGGGCCACAUGUUAAAUUUUCGAACAAGGCCUCCAAAUAUCAUGGGACGGCUCUGCUCAUAUUGUGGCUCAAAUAAAUGUCAUUUCUUUGUUUCCUGCUCUUGUUGAUGGUUUUGAUUUUUGCACUUGGGUUCGUUCGAAGUUGUAAACGUUGUGAUCUCAUUAUUUCUUGCUAAUGCAAACUAUUUUUUGAAAAGAAAAAAGAAAAAACGAAUAGUACCCCUUAUAUAUAAAAAAGAACGAAUAGUUCUUCUAGUUAGCCAUCUCAUUGAAUACAAAGCCAUGUCCAUUAACCCGCCAACAGAACCUCGACAACCCACACUCCCACUUACAACAUGCACAUUUAAAAUCAUGCCUAAAGUGGUCAACCCAAAUAACAAUAAUGGCCUAUCAGCUUUCCACCAUUAUUUCCCAGCGCCAUGUUCAUAUAAUUACUAAUAAUUCAGCAAUAUAUGUACGCUGCUCUCUGCUGCCAUAGGGAUAGGGAUGGCAACGGGUCGGGUUGGAGGGUUUUGUGAAAUCCAAAUUCAAACCUAUGGAUUUAUCCGUCAAAAAAAUUUGGGGUAAAACCCGUUGGGUUUGAAAAAAUCAAAUCCAACCCAACCUGCUGGGUAUCCGCGGGUUCAUGGGGACCCGUGGGUUUUUGUGGUAAAAAAUUUACAAUAACAAAUUUAUUUCAAAAUAAAAAUUUAACAUCAAUUUUCUACAUACAAAUGAUUCAUACAAAAAACACCAAUCUAGAACAUACAAGCAAACCGCAAAUGAUCAAUACAAAUUGUUCAAAAUUAAAGAUAAACAUCUAUAAACAACAAGAUUAAUUGAAAUCUUGUUCCUCGUCAAAUAAGUUUCUUCACUCUCCACUCAAUAAUAUCAACUUCAUUCUAAACAAUUAGAAAGAACAAAUUACACAUGUCUCCACAAACAUAAAUAAUAUUAGUUGUUUAAAGAAGAUAUAUUAUUUAGAAUAUUAAAUAUUCCGGGAAAGUAAUUAUAUGUGUGAGCGGGUUUACCUAAACCCAAACCCAACCCAACCCGGUGAAUAGUGUAGCGGGUUUAAACCCGAAUCCGCUCAAAAUCCAUCAACACGAAUUUUACCCACAUUGACCGGAUUGGAUCGGGUGAGUACCCGUGGGUUCGGAUUUUGUUGCCGUCCCUAGCUGCCAAUCCAGGUAAAGGCGAAACAAUCAACUCUCUGCCAACAGAAUGCCGCCCACCAAAUUAAAUCAUGGACGUUCAAUACAGAGAGCAAUUUCCUCACCGCCGACUGGCUGGCCGUUGUACCGGCAUGGAACGCCCGAAUCUCCGCCCAAAUUCUCAGUUUCACCAUUAAAAUUCAUGCGAUCAC
Messenger RNA from Linum trigynum, 3593 nucleotides. The record is from the annotation of a GenBank genome assembly. Lineage: Eukaryota; Viridiplantae; Streptophyta; Magnoliopsida; Malpighiales; Linaceae.